UGUCGAGGUGACGCAUCAAUCGUUUUACGAGUUUGACCUUCAAGUGCUCAAUCACGUCCUUCAUUCGAUGAAACCACUGUACCGUUACUCGACAUGAUAUCUAUGAAAAGGACGGCACGUGAUGAGGUAGAUUGUAAAUCUAGGACUCGUAGACAUUCAAAGAAAUCAAAGUCAACUGAAUGUCCUUCCACAAAGGCGUCAGGAAUUAAUAUCGGUUUAGACAAGUCAAAUCAAACGUGUAGCGUUAAGAAGGAAUAUUCCAAGAAUGAAAAGCUUGGUCGUAAAUCAAAAAAGAGGAUCUUACAAAAAUCUAUUUCUGAGACCAAAGAGCUAACACAUGGGACACCAAAGUUGUUGCUUACCAGUCUACCAUCCAGUGUCAGCCAAACCAUUUUGAAGGAUAUUUUUCCAUCAGUUAUUCAUUUGAAUUUGCGUAAUACAGCUGGUUCGAAGCACGCGCUUUUAGACUUUUCAAGUAAUGACGAUUACUUAGAUGCUGUGAAUCGUUUAAAAUCAAUUGAAUUUGAUGGUGUCAAACCAAAUUAUCGAGCCAUCGUUGGAUUCACAGAAAAUGUAAUCCAGUCUAAUCUGUCAAGACAAUUUGUAACUAAUAGUCCUAAUUGUUUAAUCAUACGAAACUUGCCAUACUCACUAACUGCAACUGAGAUUAAAGAACAUUUCCCCAUGGCCAAUCGUGUUCAUUUAGGUGUAAAUAAGUUUGGAAUAUUCAAUGGUUCAUGUAUAUUAGAAAUGAAGAAUAAGGAAGAUCUUCAAAUUCUUAUAAAUGAAUGUAAACAUAAGUAUAUUAAUAAUCGACUGGUUAGAGCAAAUCUACAAUGUAAAUCCAAAUCGGAAUCGUCCAAAUCUCCCGAUGCAAGUAUGAGUUAUGGUUUGAAACUUAAAGAAGUACCCAAUGUGAUUGAAGAUGAUCGAAUUAAAGCAUUAUUUCCCGAAACAUCUUUGACUGGUUUAAGCUCGGCACCACUUAAAGAUUCCAAUACUAGAAAUGUGUUCAUCUUCUUCAAAAAGAGUGCUCAGCGUAAAGCGGCUUUUAAGAUGUUCAAGAAUGAAGUUAUCAUGGGUUAUCCAAUUUCCUGUCGAUUAUGGGUUCCUACUAAUCGAAGGCAUAAAUCACAAACAAAGAAUAUAGAGGAGAAAGUGAACGAUACAGUUCUAAAUUAUAACUUACCCAAGUCAAAUGAACUCGGUCAGAAUGAAAUAAAAUGGAAUAUGGAAAAAUGUAGGAAUAUGUCUUCAUCCUUUCCCAAGAAGUUAGUAUUUGAAUCUGGUAAGUUGUUAAUAUUUCUUGUCAUUGGUUUUUAAAAAUUAUUCACAAAUGUAUAAUCUUUAAGUAUUGUAAAUCACUGUCAAGUUAAAACUAUUAAAAACAUUUUUUCGGAUGUUUUAUGUAAACACGUUUUUUAUCUGAACACUGAAAUUUAUUUGUAUUGAUGGCAACAGUAAUUUCUGUCUAUUUUAAUGUAAUGAGAUCCGCAGUAUCUUGUUCAAUUGUGGUCAUUUAAUUAAUAGGAUCCUUUUUAUUGAUAAUUCUUUUUUGGUAAGGAAUGCAUAUCAAUGCUCUGCUCUUUGAAGUACCAUAUUCCCUUCCCAAUUAAUGCUUUAUAUAGCUUUGGACACGGAUUGAUAUUGUUUGCAACCACAAUCCGAGAUGAAAUCGGACCCAAGACUUCUGCACAUGGUGACCGGUGCGAUACCUUCAAACUAAUUAAAUAAAAAUCCAGUAUAUCUCACUUUCCGUUUUUAUUAAAUAGUCAUUUGGUGUGAUAGUCAUUCCCCGGUUAGUAACUGUUCUGCUCCUGAAAUAAUUGUCACCUCGUUAAAAACUAUGGAAUUUGAUCCGUGAAUACUGUUUAAGUAUUGGAUUCGUAUGGUGAAUAAACAGUGGAGACAGGAUUUUUUUCCAACACCUGUUUUACGGACGAUUAUAGUAGCGAUACACUGAGCAAAUUAUACUAGUUAGAGUAAAGAACAACCUGAUUAUUUAUACAAAGUCACUUUGAUUUAACAAAGAUAAUUUUGAAAACCUUACGUAUUUACUUUGACUUACCAAAGUAUUCUCAUCAUUCUCAUUAAUAUUAGCUAACGGAAGUUCCGUCAUCCUAGAAUACUUUUUUCCUUAUCUACAUCUUAGUUUCGUGUGCCUGCACAAUUGUACUAAGUAUAUUUAACCCUCACUUGGCUCACUGACGAGUACCUGUCAUUUGUGAAUGCACGGAUUGGUCAGAAUGCAUGGCCACCAAACGAUUUACAAGAUGCAAUGCUUAUGGAGAAGCUAAAAUGCAAGGUUUCAAUCUGCAUUCUAGUGAGAGCUGAUAACUCAGUGUGUUAUUGCUAGUACUUUUAUAGGGGGUUCAUUUGUGGAAAAUGUGUAACCUUUUACUGAUACGUUUACGUGCUGGUUUCAUAUAAUAACCAGGAAUCUCAUUUCAAACACCGGAAAAAGAAACCUUACUCCGUUCCAUGGUUUGUCCGUGUAAGAAAAUCAAUACAUUUGUAGAUUUAUAUGACUACCAGCUCCUGGGAACUGUUCGUUCUGUUGAUUUCAGAUCUUUUGAAGGGUCCUGAAGAACAAUGAUUAGUCCUACGGUUUUCGUGGUUUCUGAAUACUUCGGGGGUAUAAUCGGUGAUUUAUGGUACCUUCCAUAUUUAGUGUUUCCGAGGAGAUUUAACAACAUUUUGGUUACUAUGCAUGAAACAAGAACGGUCGAUCAUUAGUCAACAAUGAAAGUGCCGCAGGGUUCCCACUUAUUAUAGAGAGCUUGACACUUGAGUUAUCAUAGAAUACUUGUCUUUUCCAUCAGUACGGCUUUUGUAAACGGAAGUUGCUUUGCUUAUAAAUUGUUCGUCCACUGACCAAUCCCUGCAUACUGCAUCCAGAUGUCCCCCUGUCUACUUGCGUAGAUGUACGCGUUGAUGAUGAGAAUUAAACAAAUAUGAUUACUCCCCAAGGGUUUUUAACAAGUUCCAAAUGCGUAUUCAUGACUUAUCCUCUGUAUUUCUUGGGAUCCAGUAUCCGCUGUAGCUCUUGUGUUAUGUGGUACAAAGUUCUCGCAAAAGUAUUUUGGUUCUUCUGGUAUCACUGAGUUUAUCUAUAUCAACAUGGAGUAAGUCAUACCUUCUGAACAGUAAGUUCGAUGUUAUACCAGACGACGAAGAAUGGAGUACCUGUGAUUUAACUAUCUACCUAGAAAUUUGAGGCGGUACUUACGGUCAUUCUUGUUUCACAAAUGUUUUCGGUAUUUAUAAACUGGCAUGGGAAGUAAGCUAACUAAUUCCAACCAAAUAUUAACGGGAUAUUUAGGGAUCCCCUUUGAAGAGCUUCGAAACUGAAAUCAUUGAAGAUAAAAGUAAACAACGAAAAUGUUUCAGUCACGAUGUUCUGUACUUUUUGAUAAUGCUUAGUUCAUCGGGUGAAAAGACACCGAGCCUCAGUCGAAUCGACCUGUUAUGUUGAAUGACCACAACAUUGGGGAACUGCUCACUUGAUGUUGAGUUAUGUUUCACCAUCGGUUGAGGUCGAAAUUAGACAAUUUAUCAAUACACGACUGCCUGUCUAUGACUCAUAAUUAUAGCAUUUCUGCGGCCUAUCUUUAUAAAUACACUUCCAUUCUUGUGGGAUUUCAGUACGAUAUUACAGCCACCAGGUCAAUGUGAGAAGUAAUUAUUUAGUGAAGUUUUAGAGCAGGUGUCAACAAUAAACCUUACCGAAAUGACCCGCUAAACUGGUGGUAUCGCUAUUUUGGGAGGUCGAAAGCUAGGCGUAAGAUAAUAUGUCUACACUUGUCAGUCCCAGUAUUGAUGAGUCGAUGUAGUUCUACGGUGGAGUCGAAACAUUCAAUAUUAUGUUCUUACUUUGUUUGCUGGCAUUUGUUAUUCUUCGCAUGCAUAUCUGAUGAGACUUCAGAUGUUUUUUCAGGACAUUGAAGAAACUGGACUUCCUGGCCAUCAUGUUCGGGUGGAUUAGAAUGUUACCAGGAAUUACAUCCGAAGUUAUUGACUUUACGUUUUAAAAAGGCACAGCGUAGAAGAAUCUCAUUAUAAACCAUGGUAUACAUUUCCGCACCUUUUUUCUGAUUAAAAGCGCGAAAAAUAUAUAGUGUUUCGUGUAUAUUCAUGUGAUUAUUUAUUAGUUUUUCUAUCCGCAUACAUUUUCGACAUAGAUGUUACUAUUGGCGUGCUAACCUACAUUAUACAUUAAAGCUCUGAACUAUGAAAACCCACUAAUCUCUUCUUACAGUAGUUUAUUCUUUCAUCAAUACACUUGUGAGAUUUAGAAGGAAGAUGAUGUUGUUAGAGUAAUAAACUUUACUUACGUUUUUGAACUUUCCAUCGUGUAACUACCUAAUCUACAAGAGCUUACGUCAUAGCUUCACUAUUGUCUUUGCUGACUCCCUCCUUUAUUAUACUAAGUGUCCUUGCUUACUGAUGGAAUAGGAUGAUAUGUACAACUACGAUGAGUUAAAGAGUAGUCGUGAGGCCGUCGAAAUGUCACUGAUCAUUGCAUGUCUAACAGUUUCGUGAACACCGUCAAGUUCAAAGGAAGACAGCGUCAACCGCUAAGUUUCCACAUCAUGAACAGCCAAAUUCGCGGUGUUCCCACUCUGUUUAUUAUUAUUUUUGCGUUAUACGUUCAUCCAAGUAUCCACAACACCUCAAUACAAAAAAAAGGUAUUUGAAGUUAAGCAAUAAUCCCGAGGUCUGACAUCAAUAUAAGCUGAGAGGUAAUGACAUUCCUGUCCAACGCAAGCAGUGUCUCAAACAAAGAUACAGUUCACGUCGGACUCACCAGUGUUGAUUACCAAAGCAAGUGAUUUAUAUCGCUGAUUGCGGUGAUAUUUGCGUUGAACAGGAAUGGCAUUACCUCUCAGCUUACCAUGAUGACGAAUGGAAAAUGUUCGACGUACUGUGAUCACUACCUCAUGACUAAGCCGGCACGACCGAGACACGAACCUGUUUCCACGAUGAACCUUAUCGAAGUUCAACUAUUUGUCAAAUACUCAACGGCCCAUUUAAAUCUAUGAAGUUAUGGUCUACUGAAUUAUGGUUCAGUUCGUUUUUAGUACUACUACAAAAAUAGACCUAAUCCCAACAUUGUAGAUGUAUCAUGGUGUGAUUACCUAAUCUAUAAGAUCUUACGUG
Messenger RNA from Schistosoma bovis, 5160 nucleotides. Lineage: Eukaryota; Metazoa; Platyhelminthes; Trematoda; Strigeidida; Schistosomatidae. The record is from the annotation of a GenBank genome assembly.